Messenger RNA from Funneliformis geosporum, 2367 nucleotides. The record is from the annotation of a GenBank genome assembly. NCBI's taxonomy places the organism in Eukaryota, Fungi, Glomeromycota, Glomeromycetes, Glomerales, Glomeraceae.
AUGAGUGUUGAAUAUGAUAAUCCAGUGCAAAAAAUUGCACAAAAUAUAGGAAAAAGGAAAAGUUGUGUAGGUAUUAUAAUUGGAAUAUCUAUAUUUUUUCAAUGUAUUAUUAUAUCUGUUGAUGCUCAACCUUCACCACCUACACUAGGAAGAUGGGGUCACGCGGCUGUUUUAAUUAAAGAUAGUCUUUAUGUAUAUGGAGGUAAAAUUGUACCAAAUCCAACAGUAGAAGUAUUAGAAGAUACAUCAGUUAAUGGAAAUGAAUUAAUGUUAUUAGAUGUUUCAAGUCCAUUUGAUAUAAAAAAUCCACCAUGGGUAUUAUUAGAACAGGGAGAAUUAUCUUUAGCAUUUCAUUCAUGUAGUAUAGGAGGAAAUCAAAACGAAUUAUUAUUUUUGUUUGGGGGAGAACCAAAAGAACAAGCAACAGCGACAAAUUCAUUAUAUAUAUAUAAUACGUUAGAAAAUAAAUGGUUAACUCCUAGUACUCCUAUAGAAAAUGGUCCUUCAAGAAUAAUGGAUCAUACAAUGGUAACAAGAUUAAAUGAUUCGAUUUCUUAUUUAUGGGGAGGAACACCUGUUGGUGGCGAACAACGUGUUACUGCAUUAGGGGAUUUAUACAAAUUAAAUACAAGAAAAACAAUUUCAUGGGAACAAUUACCGGAUGCUAGCCAAAUUGCAGUUGGUAGAUUUCAACAUACUGCCACCUUGUUAAACGAUGGUAAAAUGUAUAUUAUUGGAGGGUCAUUAUCAGGUGGUGAAAAAUCUACAUUGGCUUCCAUGACGGAAAUUCCCGUAUAUGAUGCAAAUACAGCAACUUGGACGGUUCAAAAUGCCAUAGGAAGUCCCCCAAACCUAAGAAAAGCACAUGGAGCAGUUGGAACAGCAGAUGGUAGAAUCAUAAUAUAUGGAGGAGCAACGGCAGAAUUUGAUCAAAUUUUUGACGAUGUAGCAGUAUUAAAAACAGGGGGGAUUAAUUUAGAGUGGUCAAUCCCUCAAAUAUUGGGAGACAAGCCACCGGGAAGAUACGCUCACACAAUGACCAUGGUUGGAACAAAAGUAAUUGUUACUUAUGGUAAGGUAAAUGAUUUUACAUUUGGAACAAAAUUAUUUGUUCUUGAUGCUAAGGAAACUGAAACAUAUACAUGGGAAUCAACUUAUACUCCUACUGAUCUCGAGCUAACUAAUACAAUCCCUGACAUCACUAUAACUUAUCCAAAUGGUACAGAAAGCAACUCGGUAUCUGAAAAGGAAGAUGAAAGUAAUUUAAAAAUAAUCAUUGGAGCAAGCGUUGGUGGUUUUUUACUUUUAAUUUUUAUAACGGGAUUAAUCUGUUUCGUUAGGAGGAGGAGGAAGAAUCAUUCAUUUGCUGCUACGCCUUAUGACAAACAACAAGCGUCAGUACCUCCAAUUGCUGGUCCUGCUCCACUGCACAGUUUAAAUAAUACUUAUGGUCCAUCACCUUUGUCACAAGGUGGUGCUGGUGGAACUACUAACGUUUCUAAUGUACCUUCAUUUAUUCCUCCAUUUGCGACUCAAAAUCGUCAAGAUUCUUUUGGUUCAAUAACUGAAAGAAAAAAUUUAACACCUAUAGAUCAACAUGAUUCUUGGGGAUCAGCUCCAAGUAAUAGUUCACAAUCUCAAUUAGCUCACAUUACUCCUUAUUAUGCUACUACUCCUUCACCUCUUAUGAAUACUCAUUUUCCUUAUUUAUCUCCUCCAACUCCUCCUCCAAAACAACAAAGUGCUUAUUCUACUCCUCCCUCUCCCACGGCUACCCCUACCCCAACCACACCUGUAUUUUUACCAAAAGAUUUUCAAAAUGAUUUUCUUUCUAAUAUUGAUGGUGCGUCUACUUAUAUUAAACCACCGUCUAAUUUACGAUUAGAUUCUGAUUCAAAUACAGCUCCUGCUGAAUUUGAUUUUAAUUUACCUCCCGUGGCUCCAUUAUCAAUUAAUCAUACAUCUAAUUUAGUUUCAUCUCCAACAGAAAUAGAUACAACAGAUACAACAUCAACUUCAACGGAUGAAGGGGGAGGUGUUGGUGGUAUAUUUAAUAGUCCAUUAUUUCGUACUGAAGCAUUAUCUGCAUUAGCUGGUACUGCUUCUGCUGAUGACAGAAAAUUAAGUUUAAGAAGUGUUCCUAGAUUAAAUUCUCCAAGAAAUAGUUCUAGUUUAUCUUCACCCCCUCCUAUUUCUGUUAGUACUAGAAUAAGAAGUGGUACUUGGGAUGGUCAUAACACUUAUGAAGAUGGCAUAACUGGCAGUAGUGUACCGACUUCUCCUAUUGAUAAUAGUACCUCAGAUAAUCAACCUCCAAGAGGAAGGUUAUUUGUGGCAAAUCCUGAUCCUUCUGAUGAAAGUGAAUAA